Molecule: messenger RNA, 3257 nt
Organism: Ixodes scapularis (black-legged tick)
Lineage: Eukaryota; Metazoa; Arthropoda; Arachnida; Ixodida; Ixodidae
Exons: 9
Coding region: 186-905 (239 amino acids)
Source: RefSeq, a predicted model, not a curated record
UUGGCCGGCUUGGCUUCUUGGCUUCUGAAGGUAGCAGCGGUAGCAGUCGCGUCGUAGCAGUUGCCAUGCCAUUUACAAACAAAUGGCAACGAUUGCACCUCGUUGCGCACUGAAAAGAUGCGGCCAACGCGGCUGUGAAUGCGACGGAGUCCAUCAUCUGCCGGUCGUCCAUAGUCACCCCAGCCAUGGCCUCAGUAAUCCUAUGGAUCACGCUUUCAUCCCUUUCGCUGGCUGCUGGGAACUCCACACUUGGUUUCAUCCAGCUCAGUGAUCAGAGCUGCUCGACCGGCUGGAAUUGUUACAGGUUUGCCAAGGGAAGCUUCUGCCAGGACGGUUUUUGUGUUUGUCGCUUCGGCCACAGCUUCGGGCUCAGGAACGGGCGACUCCAGUGUGUAGGCGGCUUAACGUUUGGAGAAUCCUGCUCUGACCAGCGGCCGUGCUCAACCAUUUCUCGGACCUUUUGCUACAAUGGGACUUGCCUUUGCGAGGAGGACUACGUCUUCUACGAAGACCGGUGUGAGAGACAAGCCAUGUUCUCAAAGCAUGACGUGGAUUCCUACGUGAGCCCUCCCACCAGAUUCAACCUCCUCACCAUCCUCAUCAUAGUUGCCAUCCUGGUCGUGGCCCUCCUGUUCCUCGUCAACAAAAGAAGCCUGUUCUUCUACUUCCCCUGCUGCAUGAGGGACACCGUCAACAUUCCGGGCAUCCUGCAAGCUGAGAGCGGGGCUAUUACGAAUCAUCCGGUCAACGCCGGCAUUCUCGGACCCGCUGCAUCCCAGGCUUCCUUACAAGCAGCUCAGCAUCAAGACAAGCCCCCUUCUUACAUGGAAACUGUUCUUAAUGUGCAGUACCUUCCAUCGUACCAAGAAGCGGCAAACCUGCCACCAUCACCGAAGCCAUCGUGACUCGGCAAUUCUUCUCAGAUCUGGAUAACAACCAAGAAACAACAUGAACAGGAGCCAUGACACCGUCGAACCUAUCGUGUCGGCAAUUCCGGUGACACCUUUACUCCACAACCGUGUUUCGGCGACCGUACCGCACUGGGCGAAUGUACAAGUGCCACUUUGAAUCUCUCGAGAACCUCAACCGCAAGCAUCGAGAUCAGCACCAGGACGUGACUUCGAAGAUCGACAACAAAGUUUAUCGGUCGUUUGUUUCAUUAGCAAGAAUGGCUCGUUGUACGAUGUUGCCCGUAGGACUUUCUCAUGUCGCAGUUUAGGUGUCGCACGUGCGACAUGUUGUGCGUGCAUUUGUGAUGCAAUGUUUAUUGCGAGCAGGUGUGGGUGUUGACCCUGAAUGCGAGCAACUGCAUAGCUUGCAGUCCUUGGACACAACUGUGGUAGGUGUUUUUGAUGCGCCGCUUUAUUAGCGUGCAGUUUGUCCCCAUGAGGGACACGUUUUGUAUGGUUGUGCUGCGUUUUGUUUGUGCGACACGAAUUAUCCCGGUUUUUUUCCGAGUGUUGAAGCACCUUUGCAUGCUUUUCCCAACCGCAUAUUUAUUAUUCCAGACAGUUGUCACUGCAGUGUCGUUUAUGUGGCAGGCAACUUUGUACAAAGCACGUCUGCAUCUUGGGCAUCACUCGCAGCAGGUCUCGUCACUUUUGAAAGAAGUUCAAACGCGAGAUCACAUUCCAUAUUGUUUUGUACAGAGUACGAGAUGGAAAGAGUUCAACGAGGAAAGCUGACGUCCGUUGUUUUGAAAGUUUGCAAGUACGUUUGUCGUCACGACAGUCUACGUCUACAAAUGUGUAAAUAUUUUUGCAUAGUAUCGUUGUCUGUUGCCCAUACUACUUUCAAAGCAGCCGGUACAUUACUGGUUAGAACAAGUAUAUACUAGUUUCUUCACUGCAGAAGUUUCCUUAGAACCCAGCGCACACCAUAGUUUUUCUAUUCGCUGCCACCUCGAAGGGCAGUCUUUUACCUCAAACACCCGUUGGCACGGGUUUCAUCACAGUACAUUUCUAUGCAAAUACGUCUAGGCAUUCCGAGAUUACAUAGCUGCACGCGAUACACAAGUAGCGCACAAGCUUGGGAGACAUAAGGUGUCCGACAAGAAACAGCCACCUUCGAAUAGACCGCAAAAGUCAUUGUCUAGAAAAAAGCAUGCUGCACUUUUAUCUCGAGGGAGAAGCAGUUGCACUGACAGUGAAAUUUCAGUGUAAAAAAUGAAAGACGUUUACAAAUCUCUGCAAUAUGAAAUUAGAGCACAGCUCUAGAGGAGGAGGGUAUGCCCUUCCUCCUCCUGCACAUUUUCCCCUUUUCCCCCUAAAUUUAGCUGAAAAAUUUAUGCCACGUGUCCUCAACACCAAUUCAGUUUCCCCGCUAAAUUUAGCAGGGAAAAUGACGUCAUAUGAAUUGGUGUCACGUCAACUAUAAACACAUUCAGUUUCUCCGUUAGCUUUAGCGGUAAAAUUGAUGUUACGUGACCUCGACACCAAUUCAAUUCCCACCAAGGAAUUGAAUUGGUAUUGAAGUCACUUGCACCAAAUUUAACAGGGAAUAGAAUUGGUGUUGAGAUCACGCGACGUCAAUUUUCCCGCUAAAUUUAGCGUGGCUAUGUCGACGCCGCGGAACCCGGAAACGGGCGCCUAAGAGCUGCGCUCUAAAAUGAUAUCUUGCCUCUUGGCGGUGAGAAAGAAAAAUAUUGCUAGUAGCGUCUAAUGCUUGAAGAGUAGUCACAGCCAGAGCACUCUUAUGGAAUAGUGCUAGUGGUUCUUGCAGACAAAACUUUAAAGUUUCUGUUGGUUAAGGCUCGUGCCAAGUCCCACUACCGAGGAUAUCAAAUACUUUUUCAAAAUCUACAUUUUCCAGUCUACAGUUUAUGCCGGUGACAAAUUUCUUAAUGGUGCACAACAGUAUUCUCUUGGGACUGUCACUCAAAACAACAAUACCAUUCAAGCUUCCAGAUUUUUAUUAUAAAUGGAAACAAGCUUGAAAACAUUGGUUUGGUAUUCAACAUUGUAACGCAAGAUUGAGUGCUAAUGCGUGUCCGCUGCGGAAGCUAUGGCAUGCCUUGCAUGGCUGCCAAUUUUCGUUCGUUCAACAUUGGUGGUUUCACUGUAGAUUAAAGCGCCCAUCGAAGCGGUUUUUGCCCAUUUUGAUCCACAAAUGAUGCAGACGGGUAUAUCUAGGCACACAUUUCCCUACUUGUUUUUAUUAUGGUGUUUAAAUUUUACUCUUGUUUAAGUAUGCAUGCAAUCUCAUUUAUUUUGCCUGUGGCCUUUAAGCAAUAGAAUAAAAGGUUCUUGUUGGCUAGA